AUGGUUGCAUCUACAGCAUUCACGCUCCUUGUCGGUGCCUACAGCAGCGUCAUUACCGGUAUUCGCUUCGACCCUGCUUCGACCAACCUCUCUGUCCUCGGGACGUCUCCAUCGGGCAACAACCCAAGCUGGAUCGCCACCCAUCCACUAAAUAAUUCGAUCAUUGUUGCAACCAACGAGGGAAAUCCCGUUGGCGGUCUUUCGACUUUUCUAGUCACUGAUCGUUCAAAAGGAGCUGUUGUGCGAUCCAGCCAAGCCACUACCGGUGCCGACCCUGCCUACAUCGUUGCUCUGACCAAGCCCAGGCAGGUGGUGGUUAUGGACUAUUCUGGGGGAUCCGGGGCGUUUAUUCCUCUUAGAGAGGACCUGCUCACCCUUGACGAAUCCAAGGCCCAACGAAUCAAAUUCAACGCAACUCCUGGCGUUCCAAAUUGGACGGUCCAAGGGUUUGUUGAGCAAGUUCAGGGGAGCGGGCCGAGGCACAUUGCUGUCUCCGGGGACAUUUUGUAUACCCUUAAUGAGUUGAAGUCAACUCUGGUUUCUCAAACCCUUCCACCUCUUGGUAGCUACCAGAAACCAAAGACUAUUUCGUCGCUGUCGAUAGUACCCCAAGGAGCUAAUAGCUCCACUUUUGGGGCCGCCGAGUUGAUUUUGGACGAGAAGAGGGGAUUGUUAUACGCUAGCAACCGUAAUUUAGCACAGGUUCCUGACCCUCGCGGAGAUACUAUUGCUAUCUUCAGCUUUGACAAGUCCGGGAACCUUAAGCUUGUCAAGCAGGUGUUUACUGGAUUGAACCAAAUUCGUGCCAUGUCUCAAGGUGGAGAAGACACUCAAUACAUUGCCGCUGGCGGCAAAGAGGGCGGAGGACUCGUGGUUUACGAGAAGAUCAACAAUGGUCAAGACCUGAAAGAACGGGCCCGACUUCCCGCUGGUGUAGUUGCACAGCCCGCUAGCUUUGCGUGGUUGUAA
This is a messenger RNA of Rhizoctonia solani, 969 nucleotides long. RefSeq names its product lactonase, 7-bladed beta-propeller. Lineage: Eukaryota; Fungi; Basidiomycota; Agaricomycetes; Cantharellales; Ceratobasidiaceae. Bases 1 to 969 code for a protein of 322 amino acids. Gene Ontology annotation, molecular function: protein binding; 6-phosphogluconolactonase activity. The transcript has 6 exons. The record is from RefSeq and is a predicted model, not a curated record.